This is a messenger RNA of Aspergillus clavatus NRRL 1, 705 nucleotides long. RefSeq names its product protein phosphatase 2C family protein. Gene Ontology annotation, biological process: protein dephosphorylation. NCBI's taxonomy places the organism in Eukaryota, Fungi, Ascomycota, Eurotiomycetes, Eurotiales, Aspergillaceae. The record is from RefSeq and is a predicted model, not a curated record. Gene Ontology annotation, molecular function: protein serine/threonine phosphatase activity.
AUGGUGAAUAGACUGCAGCAUAUUCAGAAGUACGGUCUGCAGUCCAGACCAUGGGUCUGGCAUAUCAUCCCGCGAACCACGGUGGACGCCCAACUCCACAUAUCAAGAUCAUUGAGAAAUACUGGCUGCAACAUCUCACUGGAAGCGUCGCUGCUCCUAGAGGAGUUCAAGGACGGCGAGGAGAAGUUGGCGAUUGUGAUCUCGCGCGGCGUGCUCGUCGUCGGGAACGUGGGCGAUUCGCAUAUCCUCCUCGCGGAAUGUGACGGGUUGGAGCACAUGGAGGUGCGCCGGUUGACACGCGAUCACAAACCAUCGAGUCCCAGAGAAUACAGCCGGAUUGAACAGGCAGGGGGAUUGGUUAGCUUCGACACGGACAUACCGCGCAUCGGCGCACUGAACAUGUCGCACGUGGGUGAUCUGCAAUACGCGAACCUGCUGAACAACGAGAGCGCGGGCCCUAGCACCGAACACGCCGUGACGACUGCAUCUCGCCAGCAGAGCAGUUUCUUCUCCGGCGAGUUGGCCAUCACCUGGGUUAAGUUGCGGCAGGACCGUCGGUAUCUCCUUGCGCUGACGACGGAUGGGGUCACGAACGUAGUUAGGGUCGAUGUCAUCGGGGAGGAGAGCAAGAACCGCCGCGCGAAGGGGCUGAGCCCGCAGGAGAUGGCGGACGAGCUGGUCCGGCAGGUGAUCGAAGAGAAAUGA